Exaiptasia diaphana is the source of this 772-nucleotide messenger RNA. Its product is annotated as putative exosome complex component rrp40. Gene Ontology annotation, molecular function: RNA binding. Gene Ontology annotation, cellular component: cytoplasmic exosome (RNase complex); nuclear exosome (RNase complex). NCBI's taxonomy places the organism in Eukaryota, Metazoa, Cnidaria, Anthozoa, Actiniaria, Aiptasiidae. The record is from RefSeq and is a predicted model, not a curated record. Gene Ontology annotation, biological process: U4 snRNA 3'-end processing; poly(A)-dependent snoRNA 3'-end processing; exonucleolytic trimming to generate mature 3'-end of 5.8S rRNA from tricistronic rRNA transcript (SSU-rRNA, 5.8S rRNA, LSU-rRNA).
UCCUCACUUCAGCGGACACUUUCGAAAAACAAGAUGGCGGCCGCCAUGAAAAAUGCGCGUGUAGUAAUGCCUGGCGAUAUUAUAGAUAACGUUCACAAUUUACAAGCUUCCACAGAUAAAAAGUCUAAGCUGAGACUUGGACCCGGUCUUAGACAAGACAAAGACGAUGUAGUAGCUUUUAAAUCAGGCAUUUUGAGRCAUCGAAAUCCAGCUACMUUUUGGAUCGACUGCAGUCAAAAACGAUAUGUACCAGUAAAGGAAGAAAGAGUCAUCGGCAUUAUAACCAACAAAACAGGGGAAAACUUCAAGGUUGACGUUGGAACAAGCAUGGCUGCAUCACUGUCAUUUUUAGCCUUUGAAGGAGCAACUAAGCGAAACAGACCAAAUUUACAGAUAGGYGAUGUGGUGUAUGCAAGACUCAGCGUGGCCAAUAAGGACAUGGAACCUGAACUYGACUGUACUGACGGCGCUGGCCGAAGCACAGGACUAGGGGCACUAUCAGGGGGGUUUAUGUUCACAUGUUCUCUUGGAUUACUCAGCAAAGACUUCAUUCUUCUGCCAUUACUUGGCAAAUACUUCCCAUUUGAAUGUACUGUGGGCUCUAAUGGUAGAGUCUGGAUAAACAGUAAAACGUCAGCUCAUAUCAUAGCAAUAUCUAAUGCUAUCACCAAUGCUGAAUACAUGACAGAGACACAAAUUAGRUCAAUGGUUAGACAGGUCGUUGAAGGAAUUAUGUAGCAGUUUGGAARUAAAAUAUAUUUAUUUAUUUACA